AUGCUCAACCAUCCGCAAUGCGACAACAACACAUUAUACGCCUAUACAACCGAGGCCGUGAACUCGGGCAGUUCACCAUUUUUGGCCAUGGUAAAUCUUGCAAUCCCACUCUUCGUAGUGCAACAACACCAUAUCAAAUCCGACCUGUGGGUCUUCGGUAACAACAUGGCAGGCUCUGUUUCUUCUCCUAGCUCUUCCGCGCCCGCUAUCAAGUUCCUAACUGCUUGA
Messenger RNA from Penicillium samsonianum, 228 nucleotides. RefSeq lists its product as uncharacterized. The transcript has a single exon. The record is from RefSeq and is a predicted model, not a curated record. NCBI's taxonomy places the organism in Eukaryota, Fungi, Ascomycota, Eurotiomycetes, Eurotiales, Aspergillaceae. The coding region runs from base 1 to 228 and encodes 75 amino acids.